ACAAGAGAGAACAGAAGAACAACACACUUCUUUUGAAAACAUAAACCUCACGAAAUGGCAAACGCAACAGAUAACCGCUUCACAGCAAGAUGGAACAAGCGUGGAAAACGAGAGUUAUAUCUUGAGGGAGAGCAUGUCAGCAUAAAAAAUCUGAAAAUGAGAAAUGAUAUAGAAGAACAAGUACAAAAGUAUCUCUCCAAAGAUGUCACAGGUUAUCCAACUCCUUACUUUCACAUCAAAGAAUUGACCCAUGUCACUAACAAAACUAGCCUUCAGAAGAUCUGGGACUCGAAGGGAUUCAAGGGAUUUGAACCACGUGUUCUUGAUAAAGAUACGUUUUCAUGGUGGAGCCUGAAGAUCAAUGAAGCGGAUAUAACAGCAGUCGAGGAGCGUUUCCUCAAGAUUGCAUUCCCAGACAGAAGCGAAGAAGAAAUAGCAGCUCAGCAGCCGUUCCUGAGAGAUUUCACCACAUCACCAGCAUUCAUAAAUGACACCUCACGCUACGGAAACUUCCGCUUCACGUUUCCUCUGACUGAACUGAUGGAGGCCUACAAGAAGCAGAUGUGUGAGGGUGAAGAUCCGAUUCUCAGGGUAUACGAGACCAAACUUUUCAGGCAGGAGAUUGAGUAUGUUGUUCUUGUUCACAGCCCUAAGUUUACGAAGAACUUUAGGCAAUACCCACUGCUAAAAAAUACAGAUACACCCAGCCCACUGGCUUCUUAUGAGGGAAAUGAGAUCAUCUGGAGAGCACAAGCGAUUUGUGAAACCCACAACUACCAACUGGCAAUCCAUGGGAAAACAGCAGUGAAACAAACCAUGGAUUCAUUCCAGUUUUAUGUGUGGGAUCAGCUUAGCCUCAUCUUUCACAUCAACAAGGAUGAGGUCCUUACCUUUCCUAAAAGGAAGCUUAAGGCAAGCCUCAGCUGUUGUGCACUUGAUCAAAAGAUAAACCUUUCAAAUGGAGAAAACUGCUCUUCUAGUAAAGAAGCUGAGAAAUUUCUUGAAAGCUUGCAAGAUGAUGAUGAAAAGGAAGAUGAAAAAGAAGAAAAUGCAUUUGCGGAAGUGUCAAUGGAAGUCGACUAGGAAUGUGCAAGUUUUUUUCAGCUCUGCAACUUUGUGGUUUUACCUAUCCUUUCUGCUAGCUAAUAGAUUUUGUUGAGAAAUUAAAAUAAAUAAAAUUUGGAGGAUGAUUUUUUUAAAUCUAAUAUUUGUGGCUUGUCAUUAAAAG
Pimephales promelas (fathead minnow) is the source of this 1228-nucleotide messenger RNA. Lineage: Eukaryota; Metazoa; Chordata; Actinopteri; Cypriniformes; Leuciscidae. The record is from RefSeq and is a predicted model, not a curated record.